This is a messenger RNA of Dermacentor andersoni, 1435 nucleotides long. RefSeq names its product plancitoxin-1-like. Lineage: Eukaryota; Metazoa; Arthropoda; Arachnida; Ixodida; Ixodidae. The record is from RefSeq and is a predicted model, not a curated record. Gene Ontology annotation, biological process: apoptotic DNA fragmentation. Gene Ontology annotation, molecular function: deoxyribonuclease II activity.
UCAGGAUCAGAAGUACAUAAAGCGCUACUUCGGGAAAGCUUCGGUGGAUACCGCGCAUGAAGUUUACAAGCCCAACUACGGCGACCGCAGUACAGGGAAGAAAGGAAUUGAAAGAAGCGGUUUUACGAAACUUUACGAAGUUAGGGGGGAUCUGCGUCUGCCGUCCUGUGGAGAUUAUCUCAGGAAAAGUGCAAUGGCUACCUUCCACAUUUCUGCGCAGCUCGUCGUCAUUGGGACAUGCGUGAGCUUUUACGGUGCAUUUGUGAAUGCAAAGCUCUCUUGCAAGGACGCCAAAGGAAACGAUGUUGACUGGUUUGUCGUCUACAAAAUACCAAAGACAAAGCCCGAUUCCAGGAGUUUCAAACAGCCAGAUGGUGGAGAAAUGGCGUACUUUGACAGUACUUAUACUAGUACUACAAGCCCAAUGUGGACGCUGUAUGAUAACAUUUAUAGUAAGAAGCCUAACCCCAUCAAAGAAACACUGGCUCCCAUUUACAAGAAGAAGUCCAAUGUCGCGUUUGUAGCUUACAACGAUCAGCCCCCCCGAAAUUUCAACGGCACGAGAGGAGGACACACAAAAGGUGUACUGAUGGUGGGAAAAGCACGGGACAUCGGAGCAGUUUGGCUGCAGCACAGCGUACCCCAGUUCGUCCAGGACGUUGGCAAUGACUAUCUGUACCCAGAAAAUGGACGAGAGAAUGGCCAGCUGUUCCUGUGCAUUACGUUUCCUAUACAAGAUGUGGAGCGCAUCGCAUACCACCUCCACGUACAGGCUAUAAAUGUGUACCAAAGGAACCUGCAGAAAUGGGCCCGUGCUUUCCCGUAUUUCUGGGCGCUCCUAAACAAGAAUUACUUGAGGAAUAUCCGUCACCUUCAGAUCAACCUGAUGCUCACACACCGGCGCCGACUUGUCCUGGCGAUUUCGAAGCCUACGAACUGGCCAAAAGAUAUUUACACAGAGGAGCUGAGGAACAAAAUGAAUAGUAGCAUCACCGUUCAGUCCUGGAGAAACGGUGCCGGCAAUGCUCAGACACAGUACUGCACAAAAGGCUACAGCGUUACCGAUGUCGAAACCAUACGUAUCCAGACUAAACAAGGAAGUAUAUAUUUUUCAAGCCGAGAGGAUCACAGCAAGUGGUACGUGGCGUGGAAAAGCGACAUUUUCUGCGCUUCUUCACUAAAUCGAAUGUUAUCGCAAAUGAAGCGAGGGGGAGGAAUCACGUGCAUCUGGAGUAAGCCACUGGCUGUGCUCUUCCGGAACAGCAUAGACAAAAGAAGUCGCUGCAAAGCAGAAUAACGUUGCCAAGAAACUAUUUUUUUGAGGUCGGCGAUGAGAAGCGUGUUAAAGAAACCAGCGAGGUUGCUAAUUAAAAAGCAAGAGCAAACCUACAAUGAGCUGCAAAUAAACCUGCGCAGUUUUGUGCCUUGAAUUUCC